This is a messenger RNA of Daphnia pulicaria, 789 nucleotides long. RefSeq names its product collagen alpha-2(VI) chain-like. The transcript has 3 exons. Bases 1 to 789 code for a protein of 262 amino acids. The record is from RefSeq and is a predicted model, not a curated record. Lineage: Eukaryota; Metazoa; Arthropoda; Branchiopoda; Diplostraca; Daphniidae.
AUGAUCUCUUUGGCCACUGUGGUUUGUGUAUGCCUUACUGCUGGGUUAUUCGUACUGUGCAUGGGCCAAGAAAAGUUACCCAUGAUCGAGCAAGGGCCAGAAGUUAGCUACGGUCCGUUCUAUCACCCUUAUUUUAGACACUUCCCAAUUCAACCGGAAAUAACAGUCAGAACUCUAAAUCGAGGUGUUAACGCCCCUGAAACGGAUUCGAAAAAAUGGCGCGGUUUUGGCUAUAAUUCGAAUGCGAACUUAAAUGAAUUAGUCUCGCUGAUGGCCAAAAAUGGAUUAUUGAAAGGAGAAAAAGGAGAUCCUGGACACCCUGGUGCGCCUGGUGUCCACGGAGAAAAGGGAGCAACAGGAAGUCAUGGACUACCAGGGGCACCUGGACAUCCAGGUCCUCAAGGACCUCUAGGAAAUCCUGGAUUUCAAGGAGAUAGAGGAAUGCCAGGGGCAAAAGGAGAUGAUGGACAACUCGGCCCAGCAGGAAGUAUGGGACCUACAGGGUUGACAGGAUUACUAGGCCCUCAAGGACCUCAAGGUUUUCAAGGACACCACGGAGAAAAAGGAAAAAAAGGACAUAUGGAACAUCAUGGAGAAGGAAUGGGAUAUGAGGGUCCACCAGGCCCUGAAGGACCUAAAGGAAGCAAAGGUAGUAAAGGUAGUAAAGGAGAACAUGGAGAAUAUCAUGGAGAUCAUGGAGACAACUCAGACAAGGGAUCACAAGAAAAAGGAGGCAAAGGAUCACAAGGCAAAGGAUCACAAGGCAAAGGAGGCUCAGCUUCUCGAUGA